AUGAAGGGGCUUUGGAGAUCAUCGAUGCGACGGAGUCGGAUUCCCAAUUUGAUGGCGAUGAAAUUUUCGAACUUCACUGUUGUUUUUACUCCCACCCAUACUGUCCAACAAUUACCUGGUAUAAAGACGGCGUGGAGAUUAAAGAUGAUCACCUUACAAUACGCAAAAUAAGACAGGGACUGACACUCAAAGUUUUUGCCAAAUUAGAUGCUGGAGGAAAUUACACAUGUAAUGCGACCACGCCUUAUGGGGAAGUCAAAAGCAACACUAUCAGAAAUGUCCAAGUUAUCA
This is a messenger RNA of Paramuricea clavata, 291 nucleotides long. Lineage: Eukaryota; Metazoa; Cnidaria; Anthozoa; Malacalcyonacea; Plexauridae. The record is from the annotation of a GenBank genome assembly.